GGAGCGUAGCUGCCUAUCGCCGUCACAUUGCGUUCCCGAGUACGUCCUUCAGCUUUGCCGAAGUUGGAGAGUUCUUUGGUGGUGGUCGGUGCCCGAAGGGAGCCCCGAGGGAUCGCGUCUCCGCCAGCCAGUAAUCGUCGCCGUCGUUCCUCGAAGACGACACGGGGGACGCUCUUUGCGCUCGAUCGAGAAUCGAUCGGGAUCGAGCGGGCUCGCAGGAAGCGCGGGGCGCCUCUUUCGACUCGCCCGACUCGAGGAACGCUCUCUACGUCGUCGAUCGUCAGCGUUGUCAGCGGGACCAAACGUCGUUCGGGGUCGUUUGAGGGCGAUUCUCUUCCCAGCGAUAGCGUCCUUCGCUAUCGCACCAACGCAGUCCGCGAGGCGCGCGAACGUCUUCUUCCCGGCGGAGAACGCACGGAUCCUGCGGCCGGAUUGCUCAGGAUUGCGCGGUUAAUAUGGGCGUCAACGUCGUCCCGCUGGUCGUGAUAGCGAUGGUACCGAUAAUCACCGGCAGUUUCGGGCAACGCGCCAUCGGCAAGAGAAGCGCGGCCAACGGCAUCGCCAACGUCGAUUAUCCCGAUUAUUCGACCAAAUACGAUGAUUAUCCGGUAGUGAUGCCGAAGAGAGCGGCUCUAUUGUUCGACCAACUGAUGGUAGCCCUACAGAAGGUCGUCGAUAAUCAGGGAAAAGGCACUGUUGGUGGGCCGCCCUUCGCCGCCGACCUGGAGACUGUUCCCGUGAUGGAGAAAGAUCAAGCGGUAGUGAAUUCGAUGGAUCUGCAGCGACGCGGCCAAGGCAAAAGUCAGGUUUAUUGGCGCUGCUAUUUCAACGCGGUGACGUGCUUCAGGAGGAAGUGAUAAUGACCCAGCUGUCGUCAGUCCUCCUCGAGCCCGUAGACCAAAGGAGUGCCGCCGCCGCCGCCGCCGCCGCCGCCGCCGCCGUCUCGCAUCAUUUCCUCGACUUAGCUACAACAACGCGACGAGAUUGUAAAACAGUGCUUUCCCGGCUGUCAGAGAAGGUGUCAAGAGAACAAGUGAAAAAAAAAAGAAAAUGUCACGAACGCGUACACAAUAGUACACACACACAUACACACACACACACACACAUAACUCACUCGCUACAUACACACACACAUAUAAAAAAAAUACACAUCUAUACAAACAUAACAGUCAUUUGCGCGGUUACUGUCGCACAUUUUGGAACGUCGGGUCAACGAUUUUCCUCCCUCAACCGUGCGCCCUGUGAAUACUUUUACUCGUUUGUCUUCUCGCGACUUCUAUCGUCGUCCUGUUUCUUCUCUAUUCACAAAUUACGCAAGUCGGGAAAGAAUCUCUCUCUCUCUCUCUCUCUCUCUCUCUCUCUCUCUCUCUCUCUCUCUCUCUCUCUCUCUCUCUCUCUCUCUUCGGCUUAUAAACAAAACACCUAUUUCAUUAAUAACGGCCGUCUUCGAGCAUAUCUCUCGUAACUGAAACGAACGAAAUGAUUUUUCAUAUUUCUCGUGUUAUAUUACGUUAUAUUACUUGAGCACCUACUGAAAAAGCUACGUCUAGGCGGCCACUGCGUAUGCAUGUGUAUGUACCGCACCCCUGUAACUACAUUUUAAGCACCCAGCGAGCAGCCCCCCUCUCUACCUACCAGAAUAAAGUAGUUCGAUAUAACAAAAAAAGAUCAGUAUUACCACAUUAAACAAUAAAAAAGAGAAAAGAAAAUAUAGAGUUACGAGAAAUAUAAAUUUAAGCAUAUCGAAAAUAAAUCCUUUCUUCGCCUGAUCGUUGUUACCCCCAACCCUUUGUGGCUCCUCCUGUAGGAUCUUACAGACUGAAAAUCGCAUCCACAACGCGCGUUGAUUCUUGACUAGCUGUGAUUUUCUUUUUCCAUUUCGAAAGUACGAGGACGGACUCGCACAACGGUGAAACGUCUCCGUGAUGUUUUUUGCUCGCGUCGCUGAAUGAAUUAUAUAUCACAUUUCUGCCGACGACGCUUCGGUGUGAAGCACGGAGGCGUUUCUAAGCGAGCGUUUCCGCCGAGAUAAAAUAAUCUACGCUCUUUCGUGCCGCAUAUCGCGAAAACGGGGUUCGCGAGACAGCGCGCCCCGUUCGAUCGCGAUAUGCCAAUUGCGACGUACCCAUAAUCAAGUUUAACGCGGUCGGCUGCGAUCCACUUUUCGAUUAUUAAGACAUCGUGAGCGUCUGGAAUUAACCGUGUCUAUACGCUCGCAAGUGAGCGGACGGAAAUGCGCGGAUACGUCGGGGCUCAGAGCGGCGACGGAGCCGCGCCAUUAGCGUGGCCGUCUGUGCGUUGGCUGGCUGUAACAAUAUGUCUACGUAUGCAAUGUCAUCGAUCGCAAUAUCGAGAAGACUCUCGUAUUCGCGUCUUGUUUCCGAGUCCGAAGAAGUCGUUUAAACGCGAGAUUCAGGCGUACGCGCGAUCGCGCGGAAAUGUCCCGCAGAAAUCGGAACGGACGUGAUAACUCUAAUGCAAAUUCUAGUCACGCUUCUUCCUUCCCUCUUUCUUUCUCUCUUUAUUUCUCUCCUCCUUCGUCUCUCAAGUUGAGUUAAACCGCAUUGUAACGAAAUAACUUACGACACAGUCCUCUUGACUCUUGCGAUCGUUCUAUCUGAAUAUUACUGAAUUCUCGUUCGCUGCUUGAUUGGUAACGCCUGGAAGUAUGUAGAGGUACGUUUGGACUACGUCAUGUACGUGCGCGACACCGAUAUAUGUUAUCGAUAGAAUUAUAUCAAUAUUAUUUUUAUUAUAUUAAAUGAAAUAUAUGUAUGUAUAUAUAUAUAUAUAUAGAGCUAUUUAGACACAGAGACUGUAACUCACUAACGUGAGAAUUCGCAACCGCUUCUCACCGAUCAUCUUCCUCCCUUGUCAAGGAGGAAAACGUGAAAUCAUUCCUGCUUACACGUGUAACACUGGCGAUUCUGUUCACAGAUCUGAAAACAUCGCGUAUACUCGGUG
This is a messenger RNA of Harpegnathos saltator (Jerdon's jumping ant), 2964 nucleotides long. Its product is annotated as Allatostatin double C. The record is from RefSeq and is a predicted model, not a curated record. Lineage: Eukaryota; Metazoa; Arthropoda; Insecta; Hymenoptera; Formicidae. Bases 456 to 857 code for a protein of 133 amino acids. The transcript has 3 exons.